GCAGGACCUAAAUGUGGUCCAGCAGGACUUGGAGGUGGCACAAUGGGACCUGGUGGUGGACCAAUGGGACCUGGUAGUGGCCCAGUGGGAGCUGGAGGUGGCCCAGUGGGACCUGGAGAUGGCCUAGUGGGACCUGGUGGUGGCCCAGCAGGACCUGGAGGUGGCCCAGCAGGACCUGGAGGUGGCACAAUGGGACCUGGUGGUGGACCAAUGGGACCUGGUAGUGGCCCAGUGGGACCUGGAGAUGGCCCAGUGGGACCUGGGGGUGGCCCAGCAGACCUGGAGGUGGCCCAGCGGGAUCUGGUGGUGGCCCAGCAGGACCUGGAGGUGGCCCAGUGGGACCUGGUGGUGGCCCAGCUGGACUUGGAGGUGGCCCAGCAGGACCUGAAGGUGGCCCAAUAGGACCUGGAGGUGG
Messenger RNA from Passer montanus (Eurasian tree sparrow), 415 nucleotides. Its product is annotated as myosin heavy chain IB-like. The transcript has 2 exons. Bases 43 to 402 code for a protein of 119 amino acids. The record is from RefSeq and is a predicted model, not a curated record. Lineage: Eukaryota; Metazoa; Chordata; Aves; Passeriformes; Passeridae.